AUGGCAGAAAAACUGGUGUCGUUUCCGAAACUCAAUGGUUCCAACUACGAUAAUUGGAGUUUCAGAAUGAAACUGUUACUGACGAAAGAGGGCAAUUGGAUUGCUGUAGCGGGCACGAAGCCAGAACCGGUCACGGAAGUAUGGAAGUUAAAGGACGAGCAAGCGCUGGCAUCAAUAGGAUUGGCCGUGGAAGACAACCAGUUAAUCCACAUAAGGAAGGCCAAAUCGGCAGCUGAGGCGUGGAAAGCUCUUGAAAACUUUCAUGUGAAGAGGACGUUGACGACGAUGGUAUCCGUGAUGCGGAAAAUCUGCAGUCUACGCCUGGAAAAACACGGUGACAUGGAAGCACACGUUUCGAAGCUGGCGGAGUUGUUUGAGAAGCUUCACAAUCUGCAACCGGGAAAAAUCCUUGACGACGAGUGGUUGGUUGCUAUUUUGUUUAGCAGUCUACCGGAGGAGUACGAGACGUUGGUAACCGCUCUCGAAGCCCGUCCAGAAGAAGAUUUGACCCUCGACAUGGUAAAGGGUAAGCUUAUCGAUGAAUGGCAUAAAAAGAAACAGCGCAAUGGCGACGAAGACGACUCUGAGGCCGUGCUGUAUGCUGAUUCGAAAACCGAAACGGAUCGGUGUUUCUUCUGCAAAAAGUUGGGGCACCAGAAAGCAAAUUGUGAAAAAUUCCGAGUAUGGAGAGCUGCGAAGGAAAGUGUUAGCGUAACCAAGCAGCCGAAAGCUGGGACUAAGCAACCAAAAGUGGUAACCAAGCAGCAUAAAGCCAACAACGUGUCGCAGCGCAACGAAGAUCACUCUCGUUCCUUACUGGUUGCGGCAAUCAAACGGAAAAACUGUGGAUAUUAG
Wyeomyia smithii (pitcher-plant mosquito) is the source of this 855-nucleotide messenger RNA. RefSeq lists its product as uncharacterized. The transcript has a single exon. The coding region runs from base 1 to 855 and encodes 284 amino acids. The record is from RefSeq and is a predicted model, not a curated record. NCBI's taxonomy places the organism in Eukaryota, Metazoa, Arthropoda, Insecta, Diptera, Culicidae. Gene Ontology annotation, molecular function: zinc ion binding; nucleic acid binding.